This is a messenger RNA of Notothenia coriiceps (black rockcod), 5467 nucleotides long. RefSeq names its product elastin a (gene elna). Gene Ontology annotation, molecular function: extracellular matrix structural constituent. The transcript is spliced from 60 exons. The coding region runs from base 206 to 4039 and encodes 1277 amino acids. The record is from RefSeq and is a predicted model, not a curated record. NCBI's taxonomy places the organism in Eukaryota, Metazoa, Chordata, Actinopteri, Perciformes, Nototheniidae.
AAUAAAACAGCAACACCAGACAUAGAGGAGAAAAAAAGCAAAGUGAUCCAUUGAACAAGGGGGUUUUGCCCUCUCUUAAUUACGUCGAGUCUCAUAUCUUUUCCUUUUUUUCACCUUUUCCCUACUCUUAUGGGGGCUUGUGGUAAUUAGUUUGAAGAGAAUAAAACCAGCUGAUCGGGAGAGGGGUGGUGCAUUUUCAAGCGAGAUGGCUAACAGAAACAUUCUGUUGCUCUUCUGUGGACUCUUCCUCUUAGCACUGAUUCAUCCCUCUCUUCAAAGAGGUGUGUAUGUACCACCUGGUACUGGGAUUGGACCAGGAGGCGCCGGACCAGGAACUGGAUUCUUUCCAGGGUCUGCUGGAGGAGUCCCUGCGGGCUAUAAACCAGCAAAAGCUCCAGUCGGAGGUUAUGGAGGUGGGGGCCGUGGAGUAGGACCAGGGGGUCUGGUGCCAGGAGGCGUUGGGCAUGGUGGCCUGGGCGUUGGAGGACUGGGAGCAGGACAAGGUGGAAAGCCCCCUAAACCAGGUUACGGCAAUCUAGGAGGCGGUGGAGGUUAUGGAGGAGGUGGUUAUGGUGGUUAUGGUGGUUACGGUGGAUAUGGUGGAGGAAAUGGAGGCUUUUUCCCAGGAGCUGGACAGAAGGCUGCUAAAAGAGGUGCAGGAGGAUCUCUGCUACCACAUGCAGGCGCAGGAACUGGAUCCGCAGUACCUGUUGGAGGACCUGUUAUUCCUCAGAUGGGCCUUCCAGGAGGGGGUCUUGGUGGUGGUCUUGGAAAUAAAGCUUCCAAAGUGCCAGGUAUCGGAGUGCCGGGACUUUACCAAGGUGGACUGGUACCUGGACAAGGGUUUGGCGGACGUGGAGUUCUGCCUGGUGUGGCGACAGGAACUGGCCUGAAUCCAAAGUCUAUUGGAGGGGCAGGACAAGCAGGUCAAGGACCAGGAGGUCGUGGGUACGGUGGCCCGAUGCAGCCGGGACUGUUCCACGGAUACCCCCUAAAAUCCCCCAAAGUGCAAGGUGGCUACGGAACAAAAGCCGGUGGCAAACAACCUUUAGGUAAUGUUUCAGGUUAUGGCUUUGGUAAUGGCGGCGCUGGACUUCCUGGAGGACAGGGUGGUCCUGUGUUGAGGCCUGGAUAUCCUGUUGGAACUGGAGUUGGGCCCGGUGGCAUCUCCCUUGCUCAGGCUAAAGCUGCCAAAUAUGGUGUUGGCAAUCUUGGCAAUGUUGGUGGUGCUGGUGGUCUGUAUCCAGGGCAGGUGCCAGGAGGUGUUGGCGGUGCUGGUGUUCAGUAUCCAGGGCAGGUGCCAGGAGGUGUUGGCGGUGCUGGUGGUCUGUAUCCAUGGCAGGUGCCAGGAGUGGGGACCGGUGGCAUCUCACCUGCUCAGGCUAAAGCUGCCAAAUAUGGUGUUGGCAAUGUUGGCGGUGCUGGUGGUCUGUAUCCAGGGCAGGUGCCAGGAGGUGUUGGCAAUGUUGGCGGUGUUGGCGGUGCUGGUGUUCAGUAUCCAUGGCAGGUGCCAGGAGGAGUUGGGACCGGUGGCAUCUCCCCUGCUCAGGCUAAAGCUGCCAAAUAUGGUGUUGGCAAUGUUGGCGGUGUUGGCAGUGUUGGCGGUGUUGGUGGUGCUGGUGUUCAGUAUCCAUGGCAGGUGCCAGGAGGAGUUGGGACCGGUGGCAUCUCACCUGCUCAGGCUAAAGCUGCCAAAUAUGGUGUUGGCAAUGUUGGCGGUGCUGGGGGUGCUGGUAUUCCAUAUACAGGGCAGGUGCCAGGAGGAGUUGGGACCGGUGGCAUCUCACCUGCUCAGGCUAAAGCUGCCAAAUAUGGUGUGGGUGCAGUUGGUGGUGUUGGUGGUGUUGCUGGCACUGGUGGACUGUAUCCAGGGCAACGGCCAGGAGGCACUGGUGGACUGUAUCCAGGGCAACUGCCAGGAGGCACUGGUGGACUGUAUCCAGGGCCAGGAGGCACUGGUGGACUGUAUCCAGGGCAACUGCCAGGAGGCACUGGUGGACUGUAUCCAGGGCAACUGCCAGGAGGCACUGGUGGACUGUAUCCAGGGCAGCUGCCAGGAGGUUCUGGAGGCAUCUCACCGGCUCAGGCUAAAGCUGCUAAAUAUGGUUUGGGUGUGGCAGGGGGUGUUGGUGGUGGAGGAGGUGGUGGGGCUGGAGGACAGUAUCCAGGGCAACUGCCAGGAGGCACUGGUGGACAGUAUCCAGGGCAGGUGCCAGGAGGAUCAAGAUUACCAGGAGGUGCACCAGUGUUUGGGGGAUAUUCACCAGCAGCCAAAGCAGCUAAAUAUGGACAAGGAGGAGCAGGAGGACAAUUAGGAACAGGAACACUGGGAGGACAAGGCGGACAAUUAGGGACCGGAGGACAGGGAGGACAAGGAGGACUGGGAGGACAAGGCGGACAAUUUGGGACCGGAGGACAAGGGGGAUAUUCUGCUGCUGCUAAAGCUGCUAAAUAUGGCGUAGGCAGACUAGGAACAGGAGGCUUCGGAGGAGCAGGAGGAGUAGGAACAGGAGGAAUAGGAACAGGAGGCUUCGGAGGAGCAGGAGGAGUAGGAACAGGUGUAUUAGGUGCAGGAGGAGCAGGAGGAUACUCAGCUGCUGCUAAAGCUGCUAAAUAUGGUCAAGGCGGUGCAGGGGGUGUUCCAGGUGGUGGUGCAGGUGGAGGAGGAGUUCCUGGACGAGUCCCAUUUUUACCAGGAUAUGGAUCGCUGGCGGCUGGUGCUAAACCUCCUAAAUAUGGCCAAGGAGCAGGCCAAGGAGCAGGCCACGGAGCAGGCCAAGGAGGCGUAGUUCCAGGUGGAGCAGGACAGCCACUUCCUGGUGUUGGUGCCGGCUAUGGUUGGUAUGGACCUGGGGCUGGAGUCAAACCCCCAAAUCAUGGAGUUGCGGGAGGCGCUGGAGCAGGGUUUUUUCCAGGGUGGGGAGGAGCAGGAGCAGUUCCUGGUGCUGUCCCAGGACUGGGAGCUGGACAAUACUUAGCUGCCGCAAAAGCUGCUAAAUACGGAGUUCAAGGAGGAGCUGGAGUGGGGCUCGUACCAGGAGCAGGAGGAGUACCAGCAGGUACCGGCUACUUUCAAGGUGGACAAUACUCUGCUGCCGCAAAAGCUGCUAAAUACGGUGUUGGAGGAACAGCUAGAGCAGGGUUAGGAACAGGAGGACAGGGAGGGGCCGGAGGAGGAGGCGUCACUGGGGUUGGCGUUGGGCGGGGACAAGCUACUCGAGCUCCAGAGGUCGGCGUUGGCACAAAUGGUUCUGCUGUUGGGGUGCCAGCAACGGAUGCAAGUGCUGCUGGAACUGUUCAACCAGAGCCCACGCCUACUGUCGCAGAGGUCCUGCAGCCCAGCGUUUCUGGUGGCAUUCUUCAGCCCAGUGCUGGCACAAGUGUUGGUGGAGCAGGUGUUGCAGCACCCUCUGGUGUUGGUCCAACUGGCCAAGGCCAGCCUGGUGUCGGUGUUGGCACAAGUGGCAAAGCACCUAAACCGUACCUACCGGUUGCAGGUGUUGGUCAAGCCGGAGGUGGAUAUCCUUAUUUGGGAAACUAUGGAUUUCCUUAUGGUGCUGGUACCGGAGCAGCCACUCUGCCUGGAGCAAGGCCUUUGAAUCCUCCAGCUGUUGGCGGAGCAGGAGGAGCAGGGAUCCCACUGGCAGCAGGAGGCUAUCAAGGGGGAUACAGGCCAUAUCAACAUGGUUAUGGCCAGGGUGGGCUGCAGUAUCCCGCUGCAGGUGGACUGGGAGGUGCUGGAGGUGGAGCUAAACCACCCAAACAAGGCUACGGUCAACUUGGAGGUGGCGGUUUUUAUCAGCCAGGUGCAGUUCCUGUGGCUCCUGUGGUCCCUGGUUAUGGAGGAGGUUACCCCCAACAGUACUACCAAAAUGGAUAUGUGCCAGCCCCACUGACUCCUCAACAAGCCAAAGCAGCGAAGUACGGCCCAUUGCAGGGCUUCCUUGGUGCAGGAAGAGGGGGAGUUGGAGGAGGAGGAGGAGUCUACAGAGGUGGCGUUGCGGGAUGCCAGGGCAAAUUCUGUGGGAGGAGGAAGUAGAGCUCACCAGUGUGACCUCAACAAACCACGGUGCUACUGCAUGAUCUAGAAUGUACAUUUUAUAUGCAAAGAAACCCCAUUAAGAAAACAUGUAUAGAUGUUUUUUUGUUUUGUUUGUUUUUUGAUACAAAAAAACCCACCGACCCAGAAUUUUGUUCACGCUCUGAUGUGACGCUUGUUAUUGAUAGUGCCUUUAAUCAAUAAUGUGUCCAAGGUAACCAGCUUUAAUCCCCCGUAUUGAACCAGCCUACUUAAAAUACAAAGAUUGUGUUUGUGUCACCACGUGUUGUUAUUGUGUUUGAAUGUGUGUGUGUGGUUUGUAUUGUUGUGUGAAAGCCUGGCUGAACCAUCGGCUGCAAUUUUGAACUAUGAAUGAUUUCGGUUUUAAUCCUGAAGCAAGGUGAACUGUCCUCAGUGUUGCAGUCACACUGUCUCACCUCGCUGCGUUGUCUCUCUGACAUGUCAGAUGGGUCGGGUUGGUCUUAGCUCGUCCAAAAAAUUGAUGAAAUCUGGCCAAUCUCAGCGUCCUCUCUGGUUCCUCGUCCUCUCGGCUGCUAUUUUUAGGCCUGCGGGGUGUCGAGCAGCGGGCAUUGGGGCUCCGGCCAGCCCAUCUGCUCUGUAACUUUGCUGAUUCUAGUUGCUACGCAGUUCAGUUUUCUCAGCAUUUCUAAUGUUGCCAAACUUGUGAUGAAUGAAGAGCAGUUGGUGCUCUGAGGAGCGACAUGCCGCUGAAAAUCAAAAGGUCCAUUACAGGAUGUUUAAAAACCUUAGGAAAAAGCGGCGAGGCCUUUUAGUUCCAGGAAUAUUAAAAUGUAACGCAGAGACUGUUCUGACAUGUACAUUAUGUAUGUAUCAAUGUUUCACGCUCUAGUCUGCUUUACAUGUUUAGUCUCAUUGCAGCAGUUAUUUACAUUUAUAUAAGUUCAAGAUGUGUUUGCUUUGACUCAUAGCUUUAUUUUGUGUUUAGGCCUACAUAAAACACAUUUAUUCACUGUUUUGAAUUGUAAUACAGAAUACGACUUUGUUUAACAGGAGAGCCGAAGUGUUUUUGUGAGGCUUAAGCUCUCAUUGUUCUUCAUUUACUUGAGCUGCUUUAAAAAAGGCUUACUGUCCAAAGGUUAAUGAACGCCGUUGCCCAGUGACUCCAUCUCUUCCUGUAAUCGUGUACUGUAUUUUCUACUAAUCUGAUAUUUGCUGGCUUGGGUUCCUUCACUCGGUGCUGUGUAAGAACUGUCUUUGAGCCUCGCUGGGGCAGACUUCGUCUUAUGUGCCUGGGGAUACUCUUCAUCUUUAUUUAAAACUGUUUUCAUAAGGAGGAACAGUGUGGUUUUGCACUUUUUGUAUUCCCACGACACACUUGUGAGUUAUUCCCAGAAUCCAGCAUUUAAUUUGCUUCCUUAAGUAACAUAAUAAAAUGUGUUAAAAUAC